ACAUUUCUUCGAUCUUCUUAGAGAGUUCUAAAGGUUUACAGUAUGACCACAUCUAGCAACACCCCUCCUCCCUUCACUCCUUUCUAAUCCAAACAGUGUCAAGGGCCUGAGUCCCUGUCCACCCACAUGGUAUGAGGUUAUCGUGCUAGAGGACAUAAAAUACUGCUACAUGUAGGGUGCCUUUAGGGUUAGGAUCACAUCGAUGGUGUGUCCCAGCACCAGAUAUGACCUUUAUUGACAAUGCAUCAACAGUGACAUGGUUUACUCUUUCUGGGUUUGAUGAGAUAAUGGAACACAGAGCCACAUUCUUCUCUCUAACUUUACUGUGUUACUGUGUGAUUAUACUUUUAAAUGUUGCUCUCAUUUUAAUGAUAGUCCUGGAUGAAAACCUCCAUGAGCCCAUGUACAUCUUCCUGUGUAACUUGUGCAUCAGUGGACUUUUUGGCACAACAGGAUUCUACCCCAAGUUCCUACUAGAUCUACUGUCUGAUCUGCAGGUUAUCUCUUAUGCAGGAUGUUUAAUCCAAACUUUUGUCAUUUAUUCUUCUGCCGGUGGAGACUUUGUAAUUCUAGCAGUGAUGGCAUAUGACAGGUAUGUGGCAAUCUGUAGACCAUUGGAGUAUCACUCUGUUAUGACCAGGCAGAGGGUCGCUUGGUUAGUGUCUUAUCCUUGGCUCUCUACAUUCUGUUUAAUAACUGUUCUCAUUAUUUUAACAAGUAAACUGAGGUUAUGUGGAUCACAUAUAGAGAAGCUUUACUGUGCAAACUGGUCUAUUGUUAAACUCUCUUGCACUUCAACCACUCUAAACAACAUAUCGGGUUAUACUGGCAUUCUGUUCUAUACUGGGCAUGUAACAUUCAUUGUGUGUUCCUAUGUAAAUCUUAUCAGAUCAUGUCUGAAGUCUAUUGAGGACAGGGGAAAGUUUAUGCAGACCUGCAUGCCACAUUUGUUGUCAUUAAUUAUUGUAGCAGUUGCUCUGUUGUUUGAGGUUUUCUACAGUAGAUAUAGUUCAACAAAUAUAUCACAAAAUGUUCAGAAUGUUAUAGCUCUUCAAUUUUUAGUUAUUCCUCCAAUUUUAAACCCGCUUAUUUAUGGUCUUAAACUGAGGCAGAUUAAAAAACGAAUUUUCGGCAUGAAAAGUUAA
Messenger RNA from Hypomesus transpacificus, 1145 nucleotides. Its product is annotated as olfactory receptor 2K2-like. Bases 225 to 1145 code for a protein of 306 amino acids. The transcript has 2 exons. Gene Ontology annotation, cellular component: membrane. Gene Ontology annotation, biological process: G protein-coupled receptor signaling pathway. The record is from RefSeq and is a predicted model, not a curated record. NCBI's taxonomy places the organism in Eukaryota, Metazoa, Chordata, Actinopteri, Osmeriformes, Osmeridae. Gene Ontology annotation, molecular function: olfactory receptor activity; G protein-coupled receptor activity.